AUGGUGAGAGGAGGCACUAAGCGGAAGAUUGAAAUCGAGAAGAUCGCGAUCAAGAACUCACUCUCGACUUGUUACACGAAACGGAGUUACGGUCUCUACAGCAAAGCCUCGCAGCUCUGUCUUCUCUCUGGUGCGCAGAUAGCUAUUUUGGCGACUCCUCCUUCUGCCAACUCAACCGUCUCUUUCUACUCUUACGGCCAUUCUUCCGUCGAUGGCAUCGUCUCCGCGUUUCUCACGGGUCAACGUCCUGCUCCUGUUCCAGAGGAAAGCAAGCAGACGAGAGAGGACAUCGGAGUUUGUUUGGCCCGCAAGGAUCUCGGGUUAGGGUUUUGGUGGGUGUAG
Messenger RNA from Microthlaspi erraticum, 342 nucleotides. The record is from the annotation of a GenBank genome assembly. NCBI's taxonomy places the organism in Eukaryota, Viridiplantae, Streptophyta, Magnoliopsida, Brassicales, Brassicaceae.